AUGAGCUCAGAAAAUGAGCCACCGAAAACUGUGAUUUUCGAGCAAAAACCACCGCCACCCAAGCAUUUCAGCUUUUCUGAUUGGCCUUUUCCACUUCCAGAUGUUUUUAAGGUAACCAUUUUUCUCAACCUGAUUUGUGAAAUUAAAACCAGAUUUUUUCAGCGUAAAUUAUUAAGCUAUAAUUAUAAUUAUGAUUUGGCGACUUCGAAAAGUGCUGUGGUUUUCAAGUUGUUGUUCAAAUGGCGUGGUUCACUUUGGCAGGCGAUUUAUUGGUGAGUAUUUGAUAUUUUUGGGUUGAAAAUUGGGAAAAUCAUGGUUUUUGAGUCUAGAAGCCUGAAAUUUGGCUUAGAAACUUUCAAUAUGACCUAGAAACCCAAAUUACAUCAUUUUUUUGACCUACGGUCCCAAUUUUUCACGUCAUGUUAAUUUCAAAAAUUGUUUUCUAAUGAUGCAAAAUUAAUCUUGAUAAUUUUUCGAUUUUUCAAACAAAAACAAGAUGUUUGUAUUUUUGGGCUCAUAAUUUUUAAUAGGAUUAAAUUUUGUUUUAAUGAAUCCUGAAUCAAAAAUGUUACUGUUUCACAAAACAAACCAAACAGAUCAACCCAAACAUCAUUCUCAAAAAAAAAACAAUAAAAAAUUUAAAUUUUAAUGACCAAUAUUUUUUUCGAUAAAAAUCACAUUAACAUUAAAUAAUUUUAUCAUUAAAACAAUAAUGAUAAAAUUUUACAACUGGAAAAACAUAUAGUGCAAAAAUCAACAGAAAACAUCGCUGGGAAACGUGAUUUUGAUGACCUAGAAAUCGAAAAACAAUAUAUUUCCAGGGAUCUAAUAAUCUGGAUCACCGCCUAUUCAAUUGUCUCAAUUUUAUAUCGAUUUGCAUUAUCGAAAAAUCAAAAAGAGUAGGUUUUUUUUCAGAUAAAAAUUCUGAAAAUUCUGAAAAUAUUUCCAGUCUUUUCGAGAGAUUUGGUGAAUAUUGCGAUGCUCGAAUGGGAUAUUUGCCACUCAAUUUUGUGCUCGGAUUUUUCUGCAAUAUAAUUAUUCGAAGAUGGCUGAAAUUAUUCACGAGUUUGGGAAAUAUUGAUAAGUAAGUGCUUGAGAAUUUGAGCUUUGAAAUUUUGAAAUUUCUAAUUUCAGUAUCGCACUUUUUGUGUCGGCAUAUGUGAGAGGAGAUAGUGAUAGAGCCAGGCAAAUUCGGAGAAAUAUUAUUAGGUGAGUUUGGAGAAAAAAAUUCGCUGUUUCAAAAUUUUUCAUAUGUUGGCUUUAGCUCACAAUAUAUUUGUUGAAACGGUUGUUGAAAACUAAGUUGAAAAAAAAAAUUAAUUAAUUUUCUAAAGGACAAGAAAUAAAAAUUUUUAAUACUAUUCUUUAAACAGUAAUUUACUGUUUCAAAAGUAUCAAAUAUUGGGAGAAAGAUUUUAGACUACAAUAAAUAUUCAAUUCCCUUCUUCAUCUCAAAAAUUCGGUUUUCAAUGUUUGAAAAAAAUUUAAUUAAUUAAUUUUUAAUGAAAAAUUUGCCACGUGGAAUUUUGAAGUUUGCAGUGAAAGAUCAUUCCUGACAAAUAAAUCAUAGAAAAAAUAUUUAAAAUUAUUUUUCUUCAAAAAAAAAAGUUUACUGUUUCAAAACUUGUAUAUUGAGAAAAUUAUAAAAAUUGAUUGAUUAAUUUUCUAAUUAAAAUUUUGCCACGUGGUAUUUGUAAGUUCCAGAAAAAAAGAAAAUAACUUUUUAUAAUUAUUUAUAUUCGAAAAAUAAUUCACUGUUUCAAAAAAUACUUUUUUAAAAUUAAUUUUUGUUACAAUCGUUAUUAGCCUUUCAUACGUCGGUGCAUCUCGCUCUAUCGAACAAACACGCUCCGCAUCGCACGCGACGCACCAAAAAAAGCGCACGAGUUCAAACUCGAAUUAUUUUUCUUUUUUUUUAAUUUUCAAAAAAAGGUGUCAAGAGUGAAUUCGCUAGAUUUUUCCUUAGAAAUUCACUGAAAUUUGUUCAAAUGAAAGAAAAAUACAAAGAGAAAUAUUAUUUUAUUCAACAAUUCCCGUAAAAAAAACCGAUUUCAACGACUCACCUGGAGAAUCUGGAAAGAAAAACACAUGAUUUUGAAAAUCUCACAAUCAGAGCUUUAUACAUAAAAAAUUAGAGAAAACACGAGACAAAAAGCGAAACUUCUGUAUUUUUUAAUCAAUUUCAAACAGAAAAUUAUACAAAAACGACGUUUUCGAACCAAAAUUCCACCACCUCGACAGAAAAAUAGCAAAUCAUUCAUAUGGUCUUCUCAAAUGUCAUCAUCAUAAUGUCGGAGCUUUUGCAAUUGCAUGCAAUCGAAUAUUAUCUUCUCGCAGCCUCAUUCUCAUUGUCAGCUCAUUGUCGCAACUUUCUUUUAUUUCUUCCCAAUUCUCUUCGCUUUUCAUCUUCCAUCAAAUUCAUCUCAACUUCGCUUAUUUAUUUGCUUCCUAUCUUCUCGAAUCACUUCAUCCACCAAUGAUGAACAUCAUCCACCAAUAUUAA
Molecule: messenger RNA, 2503 nt
Organism: Caenorhabditis angaria
Lineage: Eukaryota; Metazoa; Nematoda; Chromadorea; Rhabditida; Rhabditidae
Source: the annotation of a GenBank genome assembly